Neoarius graeffei (lesser salmon catfish) is the source of this 2122-nucleotide messenger RNA. It is a transcript of the gene pgm3, whose product is annotated as phosphoglucomutase 3. Bases 294 to 1907 code for a protein of 537 amino acids. The record is from RefSeq and is a predicted model, not a curated record. Gene Ontology annotation, molecular function: magnesium ion binding; phosphoacetylglucosamine mutase activity. The transcript is spliced from 13 exons. Gene Ontology annotation, biological process: carbohydrate metabolic process; hemopoiesis; UDP-N-acetylglucosamine biosynthetic process. NCBI's taxonomy places the organism in Eukaryota, Metazoa, Chordata, Actinopteri, Siluriformes, Ariidae.
GAAUUCAAGUGGCCUGCCUGCACAGAACCCUGACUUCAACCCCACUGAACACCUUUAGGAUGUUCUGGAACACUCAAACCUUUUUUGCUCCAGGGCUUUCCUAGAGACAUCAUUGCCCAACCUCUUGUGCUCUCAUCGCUGAAUGAUCACAAAUCCCCACAGCCGCAGUGCAAAAUCUAGUGGAAAGCCUUCCCAGAAGAUUGCAGGUUAUUCUAAUAGCAAAAACGCAAUUGUUUUGGAAUAGGAGCUUCCAUAGUAGGUGUUCACAUACUUUUGGCCAUAUAUGGGUAGCCAUGGCCCAGUUUGAGGAAGUGUCCAAGAAAUCUGCACUCCAUCCCAAACCAAAUGGGCUGAUGCUGCAGUACGGUACCGCAGGGUUCCGCAGCAUUGCCAGUCAUUUGGACCAUGUGAUGUUCCGCAUGGGCCUGUUGGCCACACUGAGGUCCAAAAAAACCAAGUCCAGCAUUGGAGUCAUGGUCACUGCUUCUCAUAAUCCAGAGGAGGACAAUGGCGUGAAGUUGAUUGACCCGAUGGGGGAGAUGGUGACUCCAGCUUGGGAAGGCUAUGCCACUCAGCUGGCUAAUGCAGAACAGGAAGCUCUAUGCACUGUCCUGAAGGAUAUCAUUGAGAAAGAAGCUGUUGACAUGAACGAGGCAGCGAGUGUUGUCACUGGCCGAGACACCAGACCGAGCAGUGAGAACCUGUCACGGGCCGUGUUGGAUGGGGUUUCCUGUUUAGAAGGCCUUAGUCUUGACUUUGGCCUGGUGACUACGCCUCAGCUGCAUUAUAUAGUCCUAUGUCGCAACACUGAUGGUUGUUACGGUACUGCUACGACACAAGGGUAUUAUGAGAAACUCUCCAAGGCUUUCAUUGAGCUCACUACCAAUGCUCCGGGACGCACUGAUGACCAGAAGAGGCUGCUGUUGGAUGGGGCCAAUGGGAUCGGAGCAUUGAAGAUGAGAGAAAUGGCGGCGUUUCUCAAGUCUGAGCUGCUGGUGGAGCUCUUUAACGAUGGCAGCAGUGGCAGACUUAACUAUCAGUGCGGAGCCGACUAUGUGAAAGUGCAACAGAAACCUCCACAAGGUAUGCACAUGGGGCCGGGUCAGCGGUGCUGUUCCUUCGAUGGUGAUGCAGAUCGUAUUGUGUACUAUUACAAUGACACUGCUGGAUGUUUCCAUCUUUUGGAUGGAGAUAAAAUCGCUACUCUGAUUAGUACAUACCUCAAGGAGCUUUUGACACAGGCAGGGCUGAAUCUGCAGGUAGCUGUGGUUCAAACAGCAUACGCCAAUGGAAGCUCUACACACUACCUUGAAAACAUCAUGAAGGUUACAGUGUGCUGUACGAAGACAGGAGUGAAACAUCUCCAUCAUGCAGCUCAGGAAUUUGACAUUGGAGUUUACUUUGAAGCCAAUGGCCAUGGAACGGUUCUUUUCAGUAAAAGAGCAGAGGAGCAGAUCCGGCAGCUAACCAAAGACCCGAAUGCGAGUGAUGAGAAGAAACACGCAUCAAAGCUUCUGGAGAGCACCAUGAACCUCAUCAACCAGGCUACAGGUGACGCUAUUUCCGACAUGCUGCUAAUCGAAGCAGUGUUGGCUAUCCGAGAGAUGACUGUUCAGGAAUGGGAUGCCAUUUACACAGACCUGCCCAGUCGCCAGCUCAAAGUCAAGGUAGCAGACAGAAAUGUGAUAGAAACAACGGACGCAGAACGUCGAGCAGUAACACCAGCAGGAUUACAAGACUCUAUAGACGCUCUGGUCAAGAAGUACAAUAAAGCCAGGGCCUUCGUCCGACCCUCUGGCACCGAGGACAUUGUUAGAGUGUAUGCUGAAGCUGACACGCAGGAGAAUGUCGAUGACUUGGCACAUCAAGUCAGUCUGGCUGUACAUCGACUAGCUGGAGGAGUCUAAAGGCUUCGGCGAUGCGAGCGAGCGAUGAUGCACUACAUGUUCAGAUUAUUUCUGAUUUCAUGCUGCACUUUGUCCAAAAUUAGUGUGAAUAGAGUGAAUAGAACUGUUAAAGUUGUUUUGGGACCAUCGUAUAACCUUAGUGUUAUUGUGUUUACCAAUACGUAAAAAAAAAAAUCAAUAAAGGAUAUAAAUAAAAGAAAGGGAUAUCAUAAUGA